Messenger RNA from Trichomonas vaginalis G3, 519 nucleotides. Its product is annotated as oxidoreductase protein. The record is from RefSeq and is a predicted model, not a curated record. NCBI's taxonomy places the organism in Eukaryota, Parabasalia, Trichomonadida, Trichomonadidae. The transcript has a single exon. Gene Ontology annotation, molecular function: oxidoreductase activity. Bases 1 to 519 code for a protein of 172 amino acids.
AUGGAAGAAUGCCAGAAGAAGGGAUUGACAAGACAUAUUGGUGUUUCCAACUUCUCAAUCGAGCAGCUCGAAAGAAUUUGGUUCAACUGCGAAAUCAAGCCAUACGCUAACCAAGUCGAAUGCAACAUCUACAGGCAGUUCAAGCCACUCCUCAGCUAUUGUGAGUCCCACAACAUCUACUUGAUGGCACAUACAACAAUUGGCCAUCCACCUCUUAAAGGUCCAUUUGGAACAAGCCUUAUCAAUGACCCUGUUGUCAAACAAGUUGCAGAUGAAGUCAAGAAGACAGGUGCCCAGGUCUGCCUUAAGUUCUUACAGCAAAAGUCCAAGAAGUACGUCCUCAUCCCAAUGUCAAUGAAUCCAAAGAACAUCAAAUUAAAUUAUGAACUUGAUUUCACAUUAUCUGAACCACUGAUGAAGAAGCUUGAAGAAUUGGAUAGAUUCUAUUCAUUCUAUGACUAUGCUGACUUCUUUGGAGUUGAUAUCCUUAACCUCGGCACUAACAGAUGGGGUCAGUAA